Molecule: messenger RNA, 2334 nt
Organism: Penicillium griseofulvum
Lineage: Eukaryota; Fungi; Ascomycota; Eurotiomycetes; Eurotiales; Aspergillaceae
Exons: 3
Coding region: 1-2334 (777 amino acids)
Source: RefSeq, a predicted model, not a curated record
AUGAAACUGUCUCAUAUUGUGACUGUGUCUGCCCUGAUUGCAGGAGCCUCUGCAAGAGGUAUUAGAGGUGCUUCAGAACGUGCUUUUUACUUUUCGACUUAUGUGUCAGAGGAAAUCUUUACGGAUGAAAACAGGCGCACUGUCGCCACAGGCUGCCAGGGGUCCCGGAAGGGGCUACGUGAUCAGCCGGACCGCUGUACUUUCAUGGAAUUCUGUGAUUAUCUUUGGCACGAAACUGAAAUCAACCCGACAACUCAUGAAAUGGACAAGAGACCCGAUAUUACAAAGACGUACAUGGGAACGGCUAUCGACAAGAAUGCGAAAACCCUCAUCAACUACGACGCAGUAAAAAUGCGUGACGGCAUCAUGAACCUGCGAAUGAAUCUUCCCGAUGGCACAACCACAAAUGUCCCAAAAUGGGGAUACUCCGGAGAUCUACACAUUGCGAAUCUAGUUGAGGGGGGUACAGCAGCAAAUUAUUUCGACAAAGUGGGCCAGGAGUUCGGCGAGCGCUUCUGGAAGGCCAAGCUAGAGUUUGACGAAGUUUCUAAGAAAACGGGUGCCGAUAAGCUGGAUGAUGAUCUAAAGGAGUUGUUCCAGACCUGGAACGAUCAUGCGGUGGAAUCGUCCAAGAUGUCCUACGCAUAUCGGGAAAAAGAACUUCGAAUGCAAGAGCCAGGAGCCAUAAAAUCAGCUCUCAAAAAGAAAUAUACCGACCCGGAUACAAAAAAGCUGAUCAAAGUUGAAACCAGGAUGCUUGACAAAAGCGAGGUGGUGUGGGGAGAGCCUUACAAGGUGUAUGACAAGGAUCGUACGGCUACCACAUUGGCAGGCAUCCCACAGUUGGGGUUGACCAAGGAGCAGGCUCUCACGCUACUCACGGAGGUUUACGAUGCACUUCAAGCCACUAAAAAACAAGUUGAGGCUUUCCGGUACCUGCUUGAUGUUGGCGCACGGCUCGAUCAUCCUAAUGUGGACAAAGGUGCCACCCGUCAUUUCGUCAGCCACAUUUGCAGCCCCGCACAUGAUUGGGCUCUGCUGAAACUUUACCUGAAUGCCGGCCUUGACCAUCAGCUUCGUGUGGGGCAUCGACACUAUCCCCCUUCCACCAUACCUCUGCUAGGGGUAAUUUCCCAGUCGGAAUCGGCCGCUCCGCUAGAUCCUGUGCGCCUUUUACUGGACCGAGGUGGCAACCCUAAUGAGAUAUUCUGCUUCUAUGGAAACCGACUAGUGACUCCCCUGACUGUGGCAAUUCAGAAGGCCCACACUGAAGUCCUCGACCUCCUGAUCGAGAAAGGAGGAAUUAUUCAUGGACCCCAUGUUACUCGUCCGCUCCGUCAGCCUUGGCAUAUUCCCAUCAUGGCAGCUGCGGCAUGCAUGUCAAGCCAGGGGACAGCCAUGAUCGAGCGAUGCUUACACCAUGGCGCAGACAUCAACCACUCAACACCGAAGAUGGCUGAAGAAGACUACGAAGGAUGCAGACACUACCAAUACAUGAGUCCUGCGCUUGUCUAUGUUGAUUCCAUUCACAACUGGGACGAACCGACGCAUGUCUUGCACCCAGCGGAUGGACUCGCAUUUCUGGCUAGCCGAGGGGCAUUCCUUCAACAGCCCAUUCCCAUUCCAGAUCGUGGAGACCUCGAGCGAAUACACCGUGCGCCUUGGGUGCGGUGCCAGUGGAGCCCUUCCCAAAUGUGCCUGGGCUUUAUCCUCGAGAAGUGGGGACUAAUCAAAUUGGCCACCAGUCCAGGUCUUCUCCUGGCUGUGCAAUAUCUGCUCCGGCACGCGGUCAGUGUUGGCACACUCGCUGAGUCCUUCGCCUCCUACGACUUUGAAAAAUCGGGUCACAUAGACCUACCAGUUCAAGUUUCAGCGGCAUGGCAAGGUCUUUUGACCUAUGUCCUGGAGGAUUUAAAGGUGGACCCUACCAUACUAUUGAACCAGUACAUCUUACAAAAGGGCUUAUGCAUAUGGGAUAAGCCCCUACAUAAAAUUGGCCGCGCCACAAUUGAGAGGCUCUUGGCGUCGGGGGCCAACAUCAAUUCCCGCAUGGGGGCCGAGGAUGGACCAACGUCUUUUCAUGCGGUGUGCGAAGCAUUCAACAAAGAGGUCCUGACUUUGGAAGGAAGAUUUCACUCUUAUCAUUGGAGGCAGAAGAUCGAGAUACAGGUCACGUAUCUUGAGUACUUGCGAAGUCGAGGAGCCGAUUCUUCCAUUCGCAUUGGUGGUCAAACAGCCAGUGAGGCUCUCCUAGUGAAUCAAGCGGAUAUGCCAUUGGCGGUUCGGCAAAAGAUGCUGUCAAUAUCCGAAAUUAUGCAGGACAAUGUAAUUUAA